AUGAUCAGCCCGGACCCCAGGCCUCCCGCCGCUUUGGCCCGGUGGGCCGAGAGCUACGAGGCCAAGUAUGAGCGCCGGCAGGAGACCCGUGAGAGCCGCCGCUGCCGCCCCAACAUGACCACUUGCCGCCAGAUGGGGAAGGCGCUGAGGACCCAGCACGCAGAGCAGCUCCAGAGAGCCCGACAGCAGCAGUUCUUCAGGAGAAGGAACCUGGAGGUGGAGGAGAAAGACAAAGCACAGACUGCCCCGGUCAGGGAGCAGAGUCCCUCCAGGAGGACAGGCCAGGGGGCUGAACUCAAGAAGCUCUUGGCUGAGACCAACAAGAUCCCUCCCCCCAGAGAACAGGUGCCAGGGACCAGCUCUGAGGUCUUUCCAACCCAACAACAUCCUCUCUCAAGGGUCCAGAGGAAUCUGGCCAAUCAUCUCCCCUCCCAGGCCCAGGACCUUCCACCACAGGACUUUCCCAGCAAGAAGCCACCCAAACACCAUCGUGGCACUCAGACAAAGGCAAAAGAAGCACAGCCAACAAUUAAGAAUGAUGCCAGUCAGCAAACCAAUUGUGGAGUUGCAGUUCUAGAUAAGGAAAUCAUCCAGCUUUCCGAGUACCUCAAAGAGGCCCUGCAAAGAGAGCUGGUUCUGAAACAAAAAAUGGUGAUUCUCCAAGAUCUACUGUCCACCCUGAUCAGAGCCUCUGACAGUUCUUGGAAGGGACAGCUCAAUGAAGACAAAUUGAAGGGCAAACUGAGAUCCUUAGAAAACCAACUGUACACCUGUACCCAGAAAUAUUCCCCUUGGGGGAUGAAGAAGGUGCUGAUGGAGAUGGAAGACCAGAAAAACAGCUAUGAGCAGAAAGCCAAAGAGUCCCUGCAGAAAGUGCUGGAGGAGAAAAUGAGCGCAGAGCAGCAGCUGCAGAGCACACAGCGGUCCCUGGCUCAGGCCGAGCAGAAAUGUGAAGAAUGGAGGAGCCAAUAUGAGGCUCUGAAGGAAGACUGGAGGGCCCUGGGGACCCAGCACAGAGAGCUGGAGAGCCAGCUCCACGUGCUUCAGUCCAAACUGCAGGGAGCAGACAGCAGAGACUUACAGAUGAACCAGGCUCUGCGACUCCUGGAGAAUGAGCACCAGGAGCUGCAGGCCAAGAUCGAAUGCCUCCAGGGAGACAGAGACCUGUGCAGCUCCGACACCCAGCACCUCCAAGAUCAACUAAGGAGGUCAGAGGAGGAGAAACUCGCCCUGGUGACCCAAGUACAGCAGUUGCAGAGUCUGCUUCAGAGUCAAUCCUUACAGCUUCAAGAGCAGGAGAAACCCUUAAUAAAGAAAGAUCAGGCUUUGUCUGAGUGGAGUCCAGAGACCUCCCAUAACGAAGUGGAGCCUGAGGGUACAGGGAAGGAGAAAGACUGGGAUUUCAGAGACCAGCUGCAAAAGAAGACUUUGCAGCUCCAGGCCAAGGAAAAGGAGUGCAGAGAACUGUAUUCAGAGUUAGACAACCUCAGUGAUGAGUAUCUUUCCUGCCUGCGUAAGCUGCAGCACUGCCGAGAAGACCUGAACCAGAGCCAGCAGCUGCCACCCGGAAGGCAGUGUGGCCGAUGGCUCUCGGUGCUGAUCCUGAUGAUUGCUAUAGCACUAGCAGUGUUCCUGGCCAACAAGGACAGCCUGGUGAUCUGA
Molecule: messenger RNA, 1662 nt
Organism: Pipistrellus nathusii (Nathusius's pipistrelle)
Lineage: Eukaryota; Metazoa; Chordata; Mammalia; Chiroptera; Vespertilionidae
Source: the annotation of a GenBank genome assembly